AUGGUUCAACAACACACUCAUUGUAGUACAAGUUAUUGUCAUAGAAAGAAGUCAAAUGAAACAGAGUUGAAAUGUAGAUUUCAUUUCCUUAUUUGUCCUAAGACAAAAUUAGAAUUUGAAAAAAAUCAUACUUCAGGUGGUAAUGAACAUUAUCGAGCUAAGAUUGUGACUAAACGAAAUGACUCUAGGUUAAAUAACCACCAACAACUUCAGCUCCAAGGAUGGAGAGCUAACUGUGAUAUUCAAGUUGUGAUAUUCAAGUUGUUAUUGGUGACUAUACUUGUGUUGAAUAUCUCACAAAAUAUACAGCUAAAGGUGAACCAAGAUCACCUAUUUUGAAACAGGCAUUCAAUUCUAUUGUGCAAAAUGUUGACAGUAACACUGACCCUCAUAGAGUUAUUAAGAAGGUAGUUAUGAAAUCUCUUGGUGAAAGAGAUUAUGCAGCUCAAGAGACCAUGCAUAAUUUGUUGUCUUUAAAACUCCACAGCUCAUCCUCUAAAGUGAUGCCAGUUAGUCUAAAUGGUUCACGUAAAGUGUUCAAUACUGCAAGUAUUGAUGAGGGUGAAUCGUGCACCGAUUAUCCACUUCUUGAUGUGUUAUGCUAA
Molecule: messenger RNA, 605 nt
Organism: Paramuricea clavata
Lineage: Eukaryota; Metazoa; Cnidaria; Anthozoa; Malacalcyonacea; Plexauridae
Source: the annotation of a GenBank genome assembly